ACACGAUACAGUGGAAAAUGUUUCACAUUUAUGUUUGACGAGUACCUCGUCACAUUGAAUAAAGGCGUAAUUCUUGAGUUGAACAACGUAUUCGAAAAUGAAGAAGGACGAUUCCGAUUGUAUCUACAUGAUCGUGGAAUGGAACUUUUAUUGGUGAACCAAUGGUGGCUCAACACGAAAAAGCGUGUGCACGAAAUUUCUCCCGGAUCGACAGCAGAUAUCGUCUUGCAGAAGCGCGUUAAUAGAGCACUUUCCAAACCAGAUAAAGCCAAUCAAAUUUGUCAGGCUGAUUGGAACUCUCAGGAUUACUAUGAAUGCAUUGAUGAGGUCUUGGAAAACGUCAGAGAACCAUUCCAUUGUCGUUCACCAUUUGACAUUGCUUUAAAUCAAUCUCGCCUGGAGGCUGACAAACCAAUUUGUUCGUCCUUCAACGACACUUUCUCAUUAACUGAACGACAGGAACAAGUUUUUAUGGAUUUGGAGUUUCAAGGGAAAUGUCCAAAAAAUUGCGACGUUGUUUCGUACAAAACUUCAAUGACCAACGUAAAAAUGUUUGGAAGGAACAAAACCGCAACAAUUUACAUCAUUUAUGGCGCACUCAACACGAUAAUGGACGAAGAGAUCCCAGUCUACGAUUCGUUGACAAUCAUUUCAGUAGUUGGGGGAAGCUUGGGUCUAUUCCUGGGAUUUUCUUUCCUGGACAUGGCUUUGUGGCUGAUUGAGAUCUUAAAAAAUGGCGAUUUAGUGGGUUAAAUGCCUUUCUUAUCGAUCGGAGUCUAGUAUAUCUGAAUGUUUGGCCUAAACUUUCAUAGGUUGGUUUUAUUCAAGACGGCCACAAUGAGCACUCAAUUAGCAAAACGGAUAUAUUUCAAAUAAUACCAUUAAAGAGGACGUCCAGCAUGCAUUGGUGAUGAUUGUAUUAUAUUCUUAAUGUUCCCUGCCCGGAUUUUCAAUUGUUUUCGCUAUUUUUCAAAUCAAAAUCUUAGAAUUGCGUUUUGUGGCCUUAUGAUUGAUUCACAAUAAUAUUGAGUUGAGUACGAUGUGACAAUCUUUCAGACAUUUCGGGCAUUUGAAAAUUCCAUUGGAUUUACUAAGCAAGGCAAACAAAUAGGAGUUGGUGUAGCCGAG
Messenger RNA from Tigriopus californicus, 1128 nucleotides. RefSeq lists its product as uncharacterized. NCBI's taxonomy places the organism in Eukaryota, Metazoa, Arthropoda, Copepoda, Harpacticoida, Harpacticidae. Gene Ontology annotation, cellular component: membrane. Bases 31 to 753 code for a protein of 240 amino acids. Gene Ontology annotation, molecular function: sodium channel activity. The record is from RefSeq and is a predicted model, not a curated record. Gene Ontology annotation, biological process: sodium ion transport. The transcript is spliced from 3 exons.